Mustela erminea (ermine) is the source of this 11466-nucleotide messenger RNA. It is a transcript of the gene PLEKHG1, whose product is annotated as pleckstrin homology and RhoGEF domain containing G1. Gene Ontology annotation, molecular function: guanyl-nucleotide exchange factor activity. The coding region runs from base 4577 to 8971 and encodes 1464 amino acids. Lineage: Eukaryota; Metazoa; Chordata; Mammalia; Carnivora; Mustelidae. The record is from RefSeq and is a predicted model, not a curated record. The transcript is spliced from 16 exons.
GCAUUGCCACAAAUGGCAAGAUCUCAUUCUUUUUCGUGGUUGAAUCAUAUCCCAUUGUACAUCUAUGCCACGUCUCCUUUCUCCAUUCCUCCGUUGAUGGACAGCCCUGAUAUUCUAGGAAGAGCCCCUCACCUGUGGGCAAAGUCACCUUAAGCUGACUCAGGGACCAAAGUAAGCGCCGCUCGUGGUAUAAGGCUUAAAGUUCCCCACCAAGUUACAGCAAAAAGUCAAUUGCUGGACCCUAAAAGCUAAUGGUGGCAUAAAACAAUUCACUUGAAAUCUCCAAAUCAACACCAUGGCCUGCACUUAGGAUGCAGGGGGACAGGGCAAUAAAGAUGCUGUCCUUCCACUCAGGUUCCGAACCCAUUUGAAAACAUAGAACAAAGGGGUGGGCACAGAGGGGCUGCACCCUCGCCUCGACUCCCGGUAAAGCUGACUUUGGAGACUGUGCCUUCUGUCGGAGGACAGGUGUCAUCCGCAUCCCAGACUCAGGAUCACAAGCUUUCCCAGGCAGCAAGGUGAGCAGGGCAGCCUUCCCCUCACAGGAGCGGAGCUGGCACGUGUCACAUUCACGACAUCAAGAAGUACAGCACAACGUGAGUGACUUGCGGGCAGUCCUCAGCCGAAAGAGCCAGAACAGGGCUCGAUUACACCUGCCCAGUCUUCCCUUCUACAGUUGCCGAUCAAAUUCCUGAUUUCCGCCCCAAAGAGAAGUCCGUGUGGGGAGUCAGAGAGACCAGAAGCUCCUGGAACCCGCACCCAGAUGGACAAAAAUCAUGAGGAGCUCCUAAGAAAUUCCCCGCACACAGCCCUGCCCUCUGCCUCAGCUGCUCCCUCCUGACAUCAUAAUGGGGGAGCAGACAUUUGCUGCCAAGGCGGAAGUCGGACUUAAUCCCGAUGGCUUCGUGCACCUUUUAACAGUUGACAGCCACAUCACAGCCUGACCUGCUUUUACAGAGUCCGCAUCUGUGAAGAGCCCUCUGUGGGCCCUGCAACGUGGCAGGUCGUAGGAGAUGACAAAGAAGCAAAUGGCCAGAGUCCACCCCCAUCCUCUAUAGAUGGCGGGUGGGUGGGGACAGUAUUUAGGUUAGGGAAAUUUCUGGACUACGGGUGACUCAGAGUCACGAGAGGAAAUCAGAGGCAAACAUUUAUGAGCUAAAGUUCGUUGUGAGCUGUAUUGGCCUUAAAAGAGCCUUUAGCGGGAUUCUGGUUUUCUAGAGCUCUGCGUUCUGAAGAAGUGUGUUUCCUUCCUCCGUGUGUCCUUUUUCAUGAAGUGGGGAGGGUAGGUCAUAAGAACUAAUUUGGAGGAAAAUGACCUCAUGGACUCGCAAUUAGGCUGUUUCCCUUUGCAUCCUGGUGGAAGAACUCCAUGGGCUCCGGCAGGCCUGGUUGAGGAAGUAUAAGUGUAUGAAUUAGGAAGGGUGGGGUUGACCUACACAGGCAGGACAUUACUCUUCUUCCUCUUCCUGACCACGUUUCCCACAGCAGUCAUGGCCAUUGCUCAACUUCCUGUUGGGGAAAACCUUGGCCGCUGAGCGUCCACCUGCUCCAGCGGACAAACUAAGGACAGCCAAGUGUUGGCUGCUGCUGGGAAACCUGAGUUUUGAGCUUUUGCCUACAGACGCCUUUUCCGUAGUAUCUGAAGCAAAGACAGAAGCCUUUCUGCAUGGGGCGGAAGGGACUGGAAGCUGCAGCCCUGACAGCUCGUCACUGCUUGGAGUAAAAUAUGACGGGUGCAUGAAAUGGGGGAAUUGGAGGGGCUGGGGGUGUGGAGAAAAUUAGGGGUCAUCCUAAGGUAGCCCCUGCAGCAAGAGAAGCGUUGGUCAUGGUGACAAGCAAGAGGUGGGCUGGAGGACAGGGGCAUGCGGCCACCCGGCCGUGGGGAACACUGCUGGGCCCUGACCACAGGGCCCUGACCACAGGAUGCCUUUCAUCCAACAAACUGUGUUCCAGCUGCAAAACUGUGCUGAUAAGAAAGGUCGUGACCCUUGGCUUCCAGAAGCCCACAGUCUGGUCAGUUGAUUUCAUGACCUCCUCAGCUGGUUCCAGGGUGGUAAGGGAAGAAAGUGGGGGGGAUGAGGGGGUGCUGAAGGAAACACAGCUCCCACACUGUUCUUAGACCAAGUGGGGCAAGCCCUGGGAAUCUGCAUUUUAUGCAGAGCUCUUGACGCACAGUGAGGUUUGCAGGGAGCUGGCUGCGUGGACAGAGUAAGUGGAGUGUGGCAGGUGCUGGGCUCGUGGGCCCUGGGAACCAUGAGAGCCUAACAAGGCAGACCGACGGGAAAAGUUCCGGUGUGGGGCUCAGCGAAUUUUAUUGGAAUGAACAGUUGGUUCCGUUUACCUCCUUUUUUGCCUUGCUGUCACCCUGGUGGCUGAUAACAGCAGCUGUACAAAGGAAGUUCUCAGGAUUUGGGCUUCUCACUGGCUUCAGGCUCUGGCCACCCUUCCCAUGGCUCUCAUCUUGCUUGGACUUCUGGUCUGCCCAAUGGAGACUGAUGUCUGUGGUUUAUGGGGAUCUCAGACACGGGGCAGCAGUGACGAUCAAGGAGAGCUCUGCUGAGAGAGUUUUAGUUCUCUGGCGUCUUCACAGUAAAUCUUUUGCUUUUUCUGCAUCGUUGUGUUCUCUCCGCCACCCCAGCCCAAGGACGGGGCGAAGGUGGCCUCUGCUUGUCUUGGGAGAGCCUCUCCUGGAAGUCCCACUAGGCCUCAUCCCCAGCCCACUCGGUCUCCUGCAGCCCGACACAGAGUUCUGAAACAAAAUGAUCCAAGGUAACCAGAGGCACGUGCUGUGUUCUCACCUCCUGGUCCUGUCCCCUGAUGAGUGACCCCGGACCAUCCCGAAGUUUCCUGCUUCAUCCCUCACCUCCAAGCCAGAAUCAGACCCCAGGCCUGAGCACCUGGUUCCGCUUCUCUCCAUCCUGGACACCACUCCACGCCCACAGGCAGUAUCCUCAGCAAAGGCAUUUUCAGCCCGUCCUUGUGACACUGGAGGUCAUGGGAACUGAGAGACCAUUGAAAGCCUCUUUGGCCUUUUCCCUAAAGGGCAGAUCGUGUCACACCCUGAGCAGCUCUCUGCUGACCCUGUCAGAGCCCAGCUCAGCCCCCUAUGGCAGAAGGCCUGCUCCAAGGCAAAGGGAGUCCCCCAUCUGGGCUGUACCACGAAGAGAAACAGGACCCAUACCGCUCAUCAAAUGCUGCCCGCCCCCCAUGAUCCCACACAGUGCUCCGGCCUCAUGGCUGAACCCCACCUUGAGGCUGGGAUAAGGAGGGACGAGUGCCCACAGCCUCCUACUCUCAUACCAUUUCAAGUCCCCCUCCCCCAUCUGCCGUGAUACUAAAAUUUGUCUAAAUUUGGGAAAUGUCAAAAUAAUGAGCAAAUGAGGGAAAUUUCAACUAAAAGACUAUGUAAAGGGUGUGUCCUCAAAACCCUGCUGCUUUUUAGUAAACUGUAGGCAAUUUUUCUAUUGUGAAAAAUAUAGAGAAAUUGGCGGAAUUUGCCUCUUGCCAAAAAAAACAGUCUACAGCUUGUUAAAUAAGGUGAAAGUGGCAAGGGAGGGAAAAGUGGGGUCCUGUUGGAUAUGGAUCGUUGGCAUAAGCCACAGAAGUCAUAAGACAAUGAAUAACAUCAAAGCAUCUGAGACUAGCUGCAAUUAAUUCAAUUUUAGUACCACUAAGGGUGAAUGAACAGAGCAUCCAGAGACAUUCAAGGGAUUCUAGAACUUUCUACCACUUGCUCCUCCUACAACUUUAAUGCAAUCAUUGGUCUCCAACCAAUGUGCACCUGACAUCUUGACCAGGAGGGGGCAUGAGUGAGCAGCGGACUAAAUGAGUGGAGCUCAGGUCCCACCUCCUCCUGGGUAGGAGGCAGCUCUGGCCAGCUCACCGGGAGAGAGAAUAGAACUAGGCCACUGGAAUCCAUUCAUUUUUAAAAAGCCUUUGAGAGUUUACAUGAUUUUGAGUUCUUAUUAAAUUGCCUUAAUCAACUUGCCUCAACCACAAAAGCUGAUCGAGUUCUGUGACUUGAACACUCAGGACACUAAAAGUGCCCUUCAUAGAUAAUGAAUUCUCUUGAUCUAGAAGAAUGGUUCUCUUCCGGAAAAGCAAUUGCCCCAAAGCUGUUGCAGUUCAGAAGAGAAACGGGAUGGGAAACGAGAAGCAAGAUGCACCGGUCCGUGCCUCCCACCUCCCCUCCACACACCCAUCAUCAUUUUUAAAUUGUAAAAAUGAGGCUUGUUUAAGUGAAAAGGGAAGAUUUAAAAACAUGUUCCCUCCCGGAAAGAAGACGGGACCAUCCCCUCCUCUCGAUUGGCUCUGUUUGUCCGCCUCCUCUUCAUUUGGGCACUGUCGGCUUUUCUCAUCCCAUCUCCCAAGCUCUCCAAGGGCCUCCUGAGGGAAGGCAGACAAGCCGGGGAGAAGGUGGGUGGAGGACACAGGCAGCCGAACUGCCCGGACCUGUCUGCCUUGGGCGUAGUACCUUGUCCUGCCCCAGCUGGACAUGGUUCUCCUGACGGCGGCAGCCUGACAGGACUGUCCACCCCUCCCCGUCGCCCAGCAGGGCCACGGCUGCCGGGGGAGCAUGCUGUCCACAACCAUGGUGGGGACCCUCCUCCGCGGGUGGAGGAAUCGAAGCACCCCUCGAAGACCUGAAUCCAAACUCCUUACUCCACGGAGCCAAGAUGGACCUCGGACCCAGGAUGUGCACCUGUUGUGUCCUGAAGUGCCAUCAGCUGUAACAGGAACUCCCGACCGCAAGACCUCCUCCAGGCGUCCCGGCGCCCAGGAACCCAAGGCCAUGGAGCUGUCCGACAGCGACCGACCGGUCAGCUUCGGCUCCACGUCGUCCUCCGCCUCUUCCCGGGACAGCCACGGUUCCUUCGGCAGCAGAAUGACCUUAGUCUCCAACAGCCACUUGGGCUUGUUUCACCAAGAUAAGGAAGCCGGGGCCAUAAACCUGGAGCUGGUUCCAGCCCGGCCGUUUUCUAGCAGCGAGCUGCCACGGGACCUCCCCGCGGGGCCCCGGAGCACGGACGAGGGCACAGCAACUCCACCCCGGGCCCCGCGGAGGAUGGAAGCCCACGGGGCAAGCAGGACAGGUGGCCCGUCGUCGGCCACGAGCCCCAAGCUCCUCUAUGUGGAUAGAGUCGUUCAGGAGAUUCUAGAGACCGAAAGGACUUACGUGCAGGACUUGAAAAGCAUCGUAGAGGAUUACCUAGACUGCAUCAGGGACCAAACAAAACUUCCCCUGGGGACAGAAGAAAGAUCGGCCCUCUUUGGAAACAUACAGGAUAUCUACCACUUCAAUAGUGAACUUCUACAAGAUUUGGAAAACUGUGAAAAUGAUCCUGUGGCCAUAGCAGAAUGUUUUGUGUCCAAGAGUGAAGAGUUCCACAUCUACACGCAGUACUGCACCAACUACCCAAGGUCAGUGGCCGUGCUGACGGAGUGCAUGCGGAACAAGAUGGUGGCCAAGUUCUUCCGGGAACGUCAGGAAACUCUGAAGCACUCGCUGCCUCUGGGGUCCUAUCUCUUGAAGCCGGUUCAGCGGAUUCUCAAAUAUCAUCUCCUCUUGCACGAAAUAGAAAAUCACCUUGACAAGGACACCGAAGGCUACGACGUGGUGCUCGAUGCUAUCGACACGAUGCAGCGAGUGGCCUGGCACAUCAAUGACAUGAAGAGGAAGCAUGAGCACGCGGUCCGGCUGCAGGAGAUACAGAGUCUGCUCACUAACUGGAAGGGGCCAGACCUGACCAGCUAUGGGGAGCUGGUGCUGGAAGGCACCUUUCGCAUCCAGCGUGCCAAGAAUGAGCGGACGCUCUUCCUCUUUGACAAGCUGCUGCUCAUCACAAAGAAAAGAGACGACACGUUCACGUACAAAGCCCACAUCCUGUGUGGCAACCUCAUGCUUGUGGAAGUGAUUCCAAAGGAGCCGCUCAGUUUCAGCGUCUUCCACUAUAAGAACCCGAAGCUGCAGCACACAGUUCAGGCGAAGUCCCAGCAGGACAAGCGCCUGUGGGUUCUGCACCUGAAGAGGCUGAUCCUGGAGAACCACGCAGCCAAGAUUCCGGCAAAGGCCAAGCAAGCAAUACUUGAAAUGGAUGCCAUUCAUUAUCCUGGGUUCUGUUACAGUCCUGACGGGGAGACGAAAGCAUUGUGUGGUUCUAAAAAUGGUUCUGCUCCAUAUCGGCUGAGGAGAAAGUCAGAACCUUCCUCAAGGUCACAUAAAGUUUUGAAGACCAGUGAAACAGCACAAGACAUCCAAAAGGUUUCCAGAGAGGAAGGGUCUCCCCAGCGGACCUCCACGGGGCCAUCUCCUGCCCAGAGGAACAGCCAACCGAGCACUUCUGCCAUUAUCAGCGUGCUUCGCGGGGGAGGAGCCAUCAGGAACAUCUGGACGGACCACCAGAUCAGACAAGCCCUGUUCCCGAGUCGUCGGUCCCCUCAGGAGAACGAGGAUGACGAAGAUGAUUACCAGAUGUUCGUGCCAUCCUUCUCCUCCUCAGACCUGAACCCCGCCAGGCUGUGUGAAGACAGCACUUCCAGUCGCCCCUGCAGUUGGCACAUGGGACAGAUUGAGCCCGCAGAGCCCACCAGCUCUGGCCACCGGGUGGUCAGGCGGGCCAGCAGCGCUGGCGAGAGCAACACAUGCGCUCCUGAAAUAAGAAUUAGGGACAGCGGCGGCUCUCAGUACAGCCCCCGACGGGAGCAGCAGGGUGACCCUAAAACAGAAGGACAGGACGGAAUGACUCCCUUUGGGUCAUCUAUAGAGCUGACCCUCGAUGAUAUAGACCACGUCUAUGACAACAUAAGUUACGAGGACUUAAAACUAAUGGUUGCUAAACGGGAAGAAGCUGAGGCCAUGCCCCCGACAACAGCCAGGGACCCCGUUCGCCCCAAGAGCACGCCAGAGCUCGCCUUCUCGAAGGCACAGCCGGGCUCCGAGAAGAGCUCUCGGCAUGCGGAGAGGGACGGAGCUUUAACAGGUCACCGGGCCCCGAACCAAAGCACACAUGAACUCCAGAUGGUCGAGGAGAACAUCUACGACACCAUAGGACUCCCAGAUCCGCCCUCCCUGGACUUCAAAUGCAGCAGCCUGACGCGCCCCAAGAGGAGCACCUUCCUAGGUCUGGAAGCCGACUUCGCGUGCUGUGACAGUCUGAGGCCCUUUGUUUCCCAGGACAGCCUCCAGUUCAGCGAGGACGAAACCCCUUACCCCCAGAGACCCUCCGAUAACGACUACUUGAGUUUGCUCUAUAACUCCUUCAGCUGCAACCUGUCUCUCGGUGAUAAAUCUAUCUCUGACAAACUGUCUGAGGAAGUGGACGAAAUCUGGAACGACCUGGAAAAUUACAUCAAGAAAAACGAAGUCAAAGCUAGAGACCGGCUCCUGGCCGCCUUUCCCGUUAGCCAAGAGGACGUGCCGGACAGGCUGCACUCGGAGAGUACCCCUGAGCUGGGGAGAGAGGCCGCGUGCUCCGCGUCUACCUUCUCGCUUCCUGAGGGCCACGCUUUCCUCACACCACUGAGAGACAAGCCUGGCAGAGCUGGCCGGACCAACUGCCCUUUUGAAGAGGACCUGAUUACUAAAGAAGGCUCCUUGAUGAGCCUUAACCGGCUGUCUCUGGCCAGUGAAACACCCACCCUGGAAAACCCUUACGACUUGGCCAACAGCAGUCUCUCCCAAACAGACUUGGAAAACCCUGCCCCUGGGAUGGAUGCCACAGAUAAGACGAAAAGCAGGGUUUUUCUGAUGGCCAGGCAGUAUAGUCAGAAGAUCAAGAAGGCAAAUCAGCUUUUAAAAGUGAGAAACCCAGAGCUGGAACAGCCACUGGCCAGCCAGCAGCCUAAAUCCUCGGACAAAGACCUGGCGGCCAUCUUGGAAGAAAAGAAGCAAGGGGGUCCCGCCAUCGGUGCCAGGAUUGCUGAGUAUUCCCAACUGUACGACCAGAUCGUAUUCAGAGAGACUCCCUCCAAGCCUCAGAAGGAUGUCUGGGCCAGCCCUCCAGAAACUCGCAGCCCCAGGUCCCCAUCACCUUCCCAGGCCCAACAGAGCAGCGAGGACUGGCUUUUGCAUUCCACCUACAGUAAUGGAGAAUUAGCGGAUUUCUGUCCCCGGCCGGAGCCCGACUUGAAGUCGAAACAUCCCACUCCGGAGACCAGUACCAAAAGCAUCCCGAGACAGCUGUCCACGGCUUGCUCUGUGCCUUCCCUUCCGUCCUCCGACCCUCUGCUGGGCUCCGCGCAGAGACACAGCGUGAUAGUCAGUCAGCCCAGCCAGGAGCUCUCUCUCCAGGGCUACCUGUACAACUCCUUGGGUCGGACAGGCCUCAGUGGUAGAUGUCAGCCUUAUAGCCGGUCCCAGUCCUCUUCCUCUAUCCUGAUAAACCAGUCAGUGGACUCCAUCAGCUACCCCGGCGAGGGCGGAAGGAAACAGCUGCUGUCUUUACGCAAAAGUCCGAGGUGUGAGAGUCACCAGGACGUGCGGCCCGGCCUGGCCGACUCCUGCCAGCAGGGCACUGAAAAACGCUCUGAUCUCACGCUCCGAGACUCCCAGAAGGUUCUGGUAGUAAAUAGAAGUUUACCCUUAAAUGCCCAAAGAGCGACACUGAACUAUUUCUCCAAUUUCAAAGAGACUGGAGGAGACGAAGACGACUACGUGGAAAUCAAGUCAGAAGAAGACGAGUCGGAGGCAGAGCUCUCCCAGGGCCAGAGGAAGAUGUCUGACCCACGGGUUGUGGAGGCUGGCUUGUCGGAGGGCGCCUGCAGCAACGACACCUCUUACUCCUUGAACAGUCCAUGCUCUCCAAAAAAGCCAGUAAGCGACAAGCUGGGGAUGUCCCCCUAUCUGGCAUCCUAUAGCGACCCGGACAAACUGAGUGACUAUCUCUGGAGGGGGCCGUCUCCCAACCAGCAAAACAUCGUCCAGUCGCUGAGGGAAAAAUUUCAGUGUCUCAGUUCAAGCAGCUUUGCCUGAGGCUCUUUGGAGAAGUCACCCAAGUCCGUGUCACAGGGGGGCUCAUGAAGGACAGAUCCCGGGAGGUGUUUUCUAUGCCCCAGAUUAAAACAAUUUUGUAAUACCCCAGGAGUGUCAACCAUGCUUUCUUCCAUGGCACAACUUUUAGAAACGGCUGCCAGGGCAGCCGGGGUUGUACUGUCCGACCAGUGUCAGCCUCUCACGGGGUGUCUUCCUGACGCUGACUGUAUUCAUGUUUCAUGUAAGUCAAUCUUACUUGAAAAUUUUUAGGUUUUUCUUUUUUUUUUUUUUUUUUAAACCUGGUGGCCAUGAUAGUUUCUCCUGUGUCCUGGCAAGAGUGCCCCGAGUCUAAGAAAGGCAGCACUUCUCUCCUCUCCAGAAGCCACGAGUAGUUGGAUUCUGAGACCCAAAGGCAGCCAGGAGGCCUUUCCACAUUGUUUGAAAGAGGAAGGGAAACUAAAGCUGCUCAACGGAUUAUGCCCAGCACACCUGCCAUUUGGGUUCCAUUCGGGACAAGACCCUAGAAUCACGUAAGCUAGAGAUCUCUCGUGGGAGCGUACAUGCACCCUGCCCGUCUCACUCUGCGUGGGUUGCUCCUACAUCUGUUCACUGUAUCGUAGAAAUCGGGUAGCCAUGGGACGUUAGGGGGAGCAAGACCGAUUCUCUAGAACCAAAGAUCCUUACCUGUAUUCCUGGACACAUUCCAGAGAAUGUACUGCUUGUUGUGUUUAGUUUUGAUGGCUGGAGUCAAAGGAACGAUCUCCUCCAGGGCUCAAAGGAAACUAUGACCAAGAAAAUGCAAAUGGACUUAACUGUUAGAAAGCAUGGGGACAGCUUGCUGAUGUCCUCCUGUGAAUGCAGAAGGCAGGGGUGGAAGUAGGGGCUCUCCGUGCAAUAUUUUUGUGUGUAUCUCUAAUCAACACAAAGUAAACUGUGAGCUAAACUAAAACGCUUUAGGGCCACCCUUUGCAGAGCAGUUUUUCAUGUGUACUUUCCUGAGUUCUGUACCUCAGACCAAUGACCUGAUCCCCAGCCUUGAGGAUUUCGUUGGCUGCAAUGAAAUUUAUUUGCUAAACUCAACAUAACAUGGGGGCCUUUUCUCAUUGUUUUGAGGCACAUAAAAGAAUUGGAUCUUUGGCUACUAAGCUCUGACUAAUAUUCUUUGAUGUUGUCAUUACGGUCUUCAAACAACAGUCCCUUGUGAUAAUCAGGGACCAAUCUAAGGAUUUAUGGGAGGGAACAGAAAAUUAAAAGCAAGGCCUUAUGAGUAAAAAGCAAAAAUCAAAGAAGCAAAAAGGAAAAGUGAAGGCCGAUCUGUUGCUAUUUCAUAAAAAUGUUCUGUUUUAUGGAAGACUCCAGUCAAUCCAACAAGGAUGUUUUCUCAAACAAGAAUGUUAUAUUCUCCUUUCAAGCAAUUUUACAUUCUAGAACCUCUUCCCCAGUGGGUUCAAUUUUCAUUGAUAUCAAGGGGAUCUGGGCUUUCUAUUUAAAGGGAAUCUCUGAUACUGAUUUCAAUCGGUGACCUCUAACCAUAAUUCUUUUCCUCUUCUUAAAGUCCUGCACCUCUGUUUCUUAACCAUGAAACGUCAGAUGUGACCAUCCUUAUUUUAUAAACAGGUACUUCUGGCACUCGUUUUUUCCUUUUAAAUAACAAAAAAGAACCCCAGUUUCUUGCUUAUCUAUACACUUCCUUCUUCUAGCAGCUUAUAAAACCAAGUCUGUGUUGAAUGGCAUGGUUCUAGAAACAUUCCUGCUUUCCCUGCCUUUCUUUAAACUCAAUACAAGUUUCCAAGAGUAAGAGUAUCAGAAAAGACAAGCCCCAUAGGGAAAGUAUGUUCUUAGACUUGCAAGAGGUCGUCACAGGUGGGUUUGCAAAACAAAGUUACCUGAUUUUUCUUGUCCUAAGAGUGGAGUUUCCUAUUUUUGCCUUUUAGUUUGUAUGAGCCCCAAUUCUAUAUUAUCCAUAUAUUACGGUGGUGUCCUACUCUCAGACAUUAUUAAUUCAUCAUACCAGUGACUCAUUACACGGCUUCGAUGUUACCUACAGGAGUAUUCUCUGCUGCACGAAGGUGGAUAUCUUGCUUUAUAAAAUGUCUGUGUAGUUGUCUUUAUGUUCUAGGCCAAGUCUUUAGCUUCAUAGACCACUUCUGUCAACCAGGAUGCAGAUUUUGAGAGCUGUGUGUAUAUGUAUAAUCAUGUUUGUGUUUUUCCUCAAAGUUACCAGUUAAAUGCUUCUGUUUCAGAUAGUUUCAUUUGGAGGUGGGGUAAAAUUGUAUAUAAUUGGGGGGGGGGAGUUAUAUGUACUUAAAAGUAUGACAAGUUCUUAUUAGGGCUCUGUACUGAAGGUUCAAUUUUUUUUUUUAAGUUCACUUUUCACCUACUCUUUGUGCAAAGAAAAAAAAUGCAUCUAGAAAAAGAUAGUUUAAAUAUUGUAUAUAAGAUAAUGAAAGUUAGUAAUGCUCAUUAUUUAAUAAAGUUUGUAAAGUACAAAGUCA